GUGUGUGUGUGUGUGUGUGUGUGUGUGUGUGUGUUUUAACAGGAGAUGGUAAGCAAGGCCUUCACAAUCUGAAUAUGAUGGAGGCCGCUGGCUCCGAGAGCUCUCUGGACCUUGACAAUCUCAAACUGCUGGAGCUGAUAGGGCGUGGCAGAUAUGGCGCAGUGUACUGUGGCUCUCUGGAUGAGCGGCCUGUGGCUGUGAAGGUGUUCACUGCAGCCAACCGGCAAAACUUCCUGAAUGAAUGCUCCAUCUACCGGCUGCCGCUGCUGGAGCACGACAACAUAGCCCACUUCGUUGCUGCCGACGAGCGGACAGGCCCUGAGGGACGCACAGAGUUCCUGCUGGUCAUCGACUACUGCCCACAUGUGAGUAGUGGGGGGAGUAGGAAGUGUCGUACUAGUGUAGUGUGUGUGUGUGUUCAACAUAAAGACCACAUUAUGAUACCUAACAAUAAGAAUUUAGUCCUAGUUGAUUUUGGGAUACUGGUAACUGGUAAAUCAGUUCUUUAA
Molecule: messenger RNA, 509 nt
Organism: Notothenia coriiceps (black rockcod)
Lineage: Eukaryota; Metazoa; Chordata; Actinopteri; Perciformes; Nototheniidae
Product: bone morphogenetic protein receptor type-2-like
Exons: 2
Coding region: 75-509 (144 amino acids)
Biological process (GO): vasculature development; BMP signaling pathway; cellular response to growth factor stimulus
Cellular component (GO): signaling receptor complex; plasma membrane
Molecular function (GO): transforming growth factor beta receptor activity; ATP binding
Source: RefSeq, a predicted model, not a curated record